CUGUGUCCUGGCUUCUCUGGGGGAGAAAGAGACUAGUAGUAAUUCUAGCAAUUCUGGAUAGCUAUUCCUAUAGACUUAUAUUAUUUUGGUUUUUCUUUUCUUAGUUUUGGUAACGAGCAAAGGAAGCUUUUUCUUUUAUGCAGUGACCAGGUUUUCUGUGGUUGCUUAGGAUUAAUAGCAUCUUGCACAGCUGAAGAAAAAGAUAGUUGGGGAAGAGAAAGGAAGAGGAGACUGAAGAGGAGCAUCAUUUAUACCUUGCUGUAUAUAUGAAAAAGCUUUUGCAGUUUGUGUGAUUUGAGCAUAUUUGUUUCUACAUAGCAAGGUAUUUCUUCUUAUCUUCCUCAGAAGGCUUUUCCUUUUAGUUCUUUUUUGUUGUGCCAGCUGAGUCAUCAUGUCUGCCUUGACGCCUCAAAGCGAUAUGCCAACCCCCACUACAGACAAGAUCACGCAGGCUGCCAUGGAGACCAUCUAUCUUUGCAAAUUCCGAGUGUCUAUGGAUGGAGAAUGGCUCUGCCUGCGCGAGCUGGAUGACAUCUCACUUACCCCCGACCCAGAACCUACCCAUGAAGAUCCUAAUUAUCUCAUGGCUAAUGAACGCAUGAACCUGAUGAAUAUGGCUAAACUGAGUAUAAAGGGAUUGAUUGAAUCAGCACUUAAUCUGGGCAGAACACUGGACUCUGACUAUGCACCUCUUCAGCAGUUCUUCGUAGUGAUGGAACACUGCCUUAAACAUGGCUUGAAAGCCAAGAAGACUUUUCUGGGACAAAAUAAGUCAUUUUGGGGACCUCUGGAGCUGGUAGAGAAGCUUGUUCCUGAAGCUGGAGAGAUCACAGCAAGUGUUAAAGAUCUGCCGGGGCUUAAGACGCCUGCGGGUAGAGGAAGAGCCUGGCUUCGCCUGGCCUUAAUGCAGAAGAAGCUUUCAGAAUACAUGAAAGCUUUGAUUAACAGAAAGGAUCUUCUCAGUGAAUUUUACGAGCCUAAUGCUCUCAUAAUGGAAGAGGAAGGUCACAUAAUUGCUGGCCUCCUAGUAGGGUUGAAUGUCAUUGAUGCAAACUUCUGCAUGAAAGGAGAAGACUUGGAUUCACAGGUUGGAGUUAUUGAUUUUUCAAUGUACUUGAAGGACACCAACAGCAGUAAGGGCAAUGAAGGAGAUGGUCAGAUAACUGCUAUUCUGGACCAGAAAAAUUAUGUAGAAGAACUCAAUAGACACUUAAGUGCCACUGUAAACAAUCUGCAGGCAAAGGUGGAUGCUUUAGAAAAAUCCAACACUAAACUUACUGAAGAGCUUGCAGUUGCAAACAACAGGAUUAUAACACUGCAAGAAGAGAUGGAACGAGUUAAAGAAGAAAGUUCUUACCUCUUGGAAAGUAAUCGUAAGGUAACUAAGCAAGACAGAACUGCAGAUGGACUUGCACUGAGUGAAGCACGGAAACAGUUAAAGGAGGAGACUCAGCUACGGCUGGAUGUAGAAAAAGAACUAGAGGUGCAGAUUGGAAUGAGACAAGAGAUGGAGCUGGCCAUGAAGAUGCUGGAAAAAGACGUUUGUGAGAAGCAGGAUGCACUUGUGGCACUCAGACAGCAACUAGAUGAUCUCAGGGCACUAAAGCAUGAACUCUCUUUCAAGCUGCAGAGUUCAGACCUGGGAGUGAAACAGAGGAGUGAAUUAAACAGCCGUUUGGAGGAGAAGACAAAUCAGAUGGCUGCUACUAUUAAACAGCUUGAACACAGAUUGCGACAGGCAGAGAGAGAACGUCAAUCCGCUGAGGGGGACAACCGGCUCUUCAAGCAGGAAUUUGGUGAAAAGAUCAACAGUCUUCAGAUAGAAGUGGAACAGCUCACCAAGCAGCGGGAUCAACUUGAACAAGAAUUGAAACGGGAAAGAGACAGAUUGUCAUCAAUACACCAGGGUAUCCGAGAAAACAAAAUCACAGUAGCCCAAGGCAAGGGCUGCCAGAAGAUGCAAUUAAAAAUGGAUGGAAAGCAGAAAAUCCAGGAAGAAAAUGCCAGAUUGAGAGAACCUGGAAGAGGGGAAAAUGCUGUUCUUCCAAACAAGAUACAAUCUGUCAUACAAGAAGAGCAGGAACUGCCAUCUGGACCUGGAAAAGCACAGAUAUGCCAGCUGUGCCAAGAGGAAGGCAGUCUCACCAAAACAAAGAACAUUUGCAAGAACUGUGGCGGAAUCUUCUGUGAGGCCUGUUCAGCUAAUGAACUGCCCCUUCCAUCCAGCAUUAACCCAGAGCGUGUUUGCAACACCUGUCACGAACAGCUGAUACAGCAAUAUUCCACAAGCCCAUUGUAGGACUCCGCAUGUCGGACAGUGAUGACCAAUCAAGGCUUGUAGCUUAGGUCUUGGCUCUGAAGCUCUUCAGGCGAGUUUCUAGAGAAGAAUCUCUUUUCCCUCUGCUCUUGCAAGGUCAAAGAGCGGAAGUACGUUAUGUUCACAUUCUCUCUCAACUGUCAAUUUUAAAUGGUGGUCUGAGCCUUCCUUCAGGAGAACACCCCCACUUUCAGGCAUGAGCUGCUGUGCGAGGAACCGUUCAGAAUUUCGUGUCAGAGUAGGCUUAAUGCAUGUACCAUGGCAACUACAAGAAGAGGUAAAAACGCAUGUACAAAGGUUUACUUAAGUGCUUUGUUUGAAGGCAAAAUGGAAUGAAACGGAUGGUAACUGAAACAAAGAAUGAGAAGGAAUUUUUCACCCGCAUGUGUGACUCUGCUUAAAACACCCCUUUCCCUUUUCCCUUCUGUCCCUGGCAGUGCUAAUGAACUGUGAUGCUCCAGUUCAAACAGAAAAAUCCCACAAAAGAACUGGGAAUUGAACAUGUGUGUGGCACAUCGUUACUCAGUUCAAUCCUUUCUUGGGCUCCAGUUUGGUUGUGUGGAGUAACAGGAAAGAUUUAAAAGAUUUGGGGGUUAUUUUUUUGAGGGGUGUGUGAGAGAUGAGAACUGAAUAGCAGCCACUUCACUCAGCACAGUAUGCUUGAAAGUUCUCAUAGCAAAAUACUCAGACAUUAAAUACUUUUUUUUGUAAAAACAAACAUCUUUGAACUUUAUAGUGGAAGUUCUCGUGACAUUUAAAAAGACUAUAAAUCUGUUUUGUCUUGACCUGAUAAUUAGAGGAUGGAUCUUGAUUCCAAAAUAUUUAAAUUUAAAAAUUUAUAUAUAUAUACUGGUCUUUAUUUAAACAGAUUAUUUAGGGGCAUGUUUGUACAUUCUGUCCAGCAUACUGUUCCUACUAAUGUUGUGCACAUUAAUCAGCUGUUUAAGCAGCAAAUGUGUUUAUUAAAAUAGUCAUAAGACUGAUCAUUGUGUAGCCACAAGUGAUGGCUGCUAGCAGGAGGCUCAAAUGUGCUAAUCUGAAAUUCACUUUCAAAUAGGUUUUAUGGUUCAUACAAAGAUAAUCUGACAGAGAAGCCUUAGAUAUGACAUUUUACUGCUACCCCAAAAGACACCACCUUCUUUCUGAAGUACUUGUACCUCUCUGUAAGGGCUUCAGCCUCCCCCCAUGCCAAAAGUGCAAAAUUACAAAUGCUGGUAUGUAUCCAACUCCCAAGAGAGGGGCUUAGAUUAUUUGGCCUACUUUGUAUUGGAAACCUAACUGAACCACCCAGACCACAGAAUGUAUUGUAAUCUUUAGAAAACUGACUUAUGUAUAUUUAUAUGUAUUUGGGAGUGUUGCAUUAAUUUUGUACAAAUCUGUAGGGAAACCUGGUUUAUUUCGCUAAAGGUGAUUAUAUGCAAAUUAACUCUGUUAGAACUACAUUGGAAGUGUGUAGAUGAGUUUAGGCCACUUGAUUGGGCCAGUGAUGAUCAGUAUUAUAAUCUAGUCUGACUCUCCCUCUGCUGACUGCAGGGAACUAGCAGGGCCUCUUUCACAGGAGCCAACAUGAGGGAACAGAGGGGAAAACAUUACAAGAUCAAUUUGAAAUAGUUUCUUCUUCUAAUAUUUCCCCCUUAAAAUAGUAGUUAUCUUCCUGCAAUUGACUAUAGCAACUUCUCAGGAGGAAUUAAAAAAUAAAGUAGCUUUGUGUAUGGAAUCUAAGUGGGAAAUAUGAAAGCACCCAUAUGUUCAACUUUCUAGGAAGAUAGUUUAAUUAGGGGCACUAGUGCAGAGUCAGGGACAGCACUUUGAGUGACUGGAAAAGAUCCUUGACUAAUGGAUCUUUUAUCUGAAGGUGAGGUUGGUGGCUUUUGCAGGGAGGAUAAAUAUUCAAUAUGCAUAUACUGUACAAAUCUACAGGAUUUUACAUCUGCUAGUCAAGUUGGUUUUGUUUUUUCGCUAGUCAGAGUAGAAACUGAAAUGUAAGCCAUUCUGAGAGCAUUUGGAUAUUAUAGUACUUAAUUUUACUGUGUAAAUGCUGACAUGUCCACAUUCCCUUGUGAGUGUGAUUAGCUCUGAGAUGGUAGCUGAUUCCUUGGUUGCCUUUAUACCUUCUUUUGAUCUUCACAAAAAGGAAAAUUGCUGCUACCCUUCUUAAAUACUAAUGCUGCCAUUCUAAAGUCACUUAUAAACAGGUUCUCUAAGUUACUUAAAAUCCACUGUGCUCAACAACUUCAGUUUACUUCAGCCAUGAGGAGUUAGUAAUAUAUUUGUGUACAUCUGAGAUUCAGGAAGAGCAAAAAUUAUAUGUCAGAAUUACAAUGCGAUUUCCAAGAUGGCUCCUACAUCGGUCCUCUGAUGUUAUCCUCAGUAUUAAAGGCUUGUAAAUGCAGUGCUGGCCACAUUACUGUAAACAACGUUGAAUACCACUUCUAAGGGAAAUUCUUCAAGGAUGUUUGCUCUGAUAUUGUUUGUAGGUGUAGCCCUGAAAGCUAAGUGGGAGGGGAAGGUAUUUUCUGGCACUACUGUUCCACACAAUAAAACUGCUUAAAGAAUA
This is a messenger RNA of Mauremys mutica (yellowpond turtle), 4874 nucleotides long. RefSeq names its product RUN and FYVE domain containing 3 (gene RUFY3). Bases 392 to 2299 code for a protein of 635 amino acids. Gene Ontology annotation, biological process: regulation of axonogenesis. The record is from RefSeq and is a predicted model, not a curated record. NCBI's taxonomy places the organism in Eukaryota, Metazoa, Chordata, Testudines, Geoemydidae. The transcript has 18 exons. Gene Ontology annotation, cellular component: cytoplasm. Gene Ontology annotation, molecular function: metal ion binding.